GCAGCGUGACUGGCUACGUGUUGGCAAAAUAUUCGACCCCUUCCCUGGUUGCGCAGAGAACACCCCCAUAAUGCUGGAUUACAUAGACUCAUCACGCACUUACCCACCAGCCUUAGAGAAAUUCACAUAUAGAUAUUGAGAGCUCGUUCUACGAUAACUUUUCAUCCAGUGCAUUUGUUUUAGCAGCUGCUGGUUUAGUCAAUCGUUUGAUCUGUUUGGAAAGUGUCUCUUAACGUCAAAUAUUAGUGCCACUAUAGCCGUUCCUCUGGAUCGACGAUUUAAAGUUUCCAGAAAAAUGAUCUAACUUGCACACUAGGAUCUAGCCACAUUUUUCAUAACAGCAGCAAAACUGUGAGGUGGGAAGUUUUUCAACAGAAUCCCUUUUCUAUCAGCCCAAAAACUUGCCCUACUCACCAAUCAACUUUAUAAUAUGUAUCGACAGCAACAACAGCACAACAAUAUAAUGAGUAGCUAUGAGUCUGCAGCAAGAGAGAAACAUGUUGUUCACUGGUUCAGGAAAGGCCUACGUUUGCAUGAUAACCCCAGCUUAAAAGAAGGGUUAAAAGGUAGCUGUACCUAUCGAUGCAUCUUCAUUCUGGACCCCUGGUUUGCUGGAUCUUCCAAUGUGGAUAUCAACAAAUGGAGGUUUCUUCUAGAAUCAUUAGAAGAUUUAGAUCAAAAUCUACGCAAGCUUAACUCUCGUCUUUUUGUCAUCCGAGGACAACCUGCAGGCGUGCUUCCUAAACUUUUUAAGGAAUGGGAAACGACAUGCCUGACAUUCGAAGAGGACCCAGAACCGUUUGGUCGUGUCCGUGAUCAAAAUAUUAUAACCAUGUGUAAAGAUUUUAAUAUCGAGGUCAUCACUAGAGCAUCACAUACGCUCUAUCAUCCACAAAAAAUCAUCGAAAAGAAUGGCGGCAAAGCCCCACUGACGUAUCGCCAGUUUCAAAACAUCAUUGCUUCAGUGGACCCACCACCCCCACCGGAAGCGGACAUUACCUUCGAAACUAUUGGACGAGGUUAUACACCUAUCGAUGAAUCCAUAGACGACCGUUUCAGCGUCCCCACAUUAGAGGAAUUAGGUUUCGAUACGGACGGGUUAAUGACAGCUGUUUGGCGCGGCGGUGAAACAGAAGCGCUAACACGGUUAGAGCGUCAUUUAGAACGUAAAGCUUGGGUCGCGUCAUUCGGCCGCCCGAAAAUGACGCCGCAAUCUCUGCUGGCCAGCCAGACGGGACUUUCACCUUACCUUCGGUUCGGUUGCUUAUCAGUUCGCCUGUUUCACCAGCAACUCACCAAUUUGUACAAAAAGAUUAAAAAAGCGCAGCCACCGCUGUCGUUACACGGCCAAGUGCUUUGGCGAGAAUUCUUUUACUGUGCAGCGACGAAUAACCCCAACUUCGACAAGAUGGUGGGAAACCCAAUAUGCGUGCAAAUACCUUGGGAUUCUAAUGCUGAAGCCUUAGCCAAAUGGGCCAAUGGCCAAACGGGUUUCCCAUGGAUCGAUGCCAUCAUGACACAACUACGAGAGGAGGGUUGGAUACAUCAUCUGGCUCGUCAUGCUGUGGCUUGUUUUCUAACUCGCGGUGAUUUAUGGAUCUCUUGGGAAGAAGGCAUGAAGGUAUUCGAGGAGUUGUUGCUGGAUGCAGAUUGGUCUGUCAAUGCGGGCACCUGGAUGUGGCUGUCGUGCUCAUCCUUUUUCCACCAAUUCUUUCACUGCUAUUGUCCCGUCAAGUUUGGGAGGAAAGUCGAUCCCAAUGGGGAUUUCAUCAAAAAAUAUCAACCUAUACUGAAGAACUUCCCUUUACAAUACAUUCACGAACCGUGGAAUGCACCGGAAUCCGUUCAGAGAGCCGCCAAAUGCAUAAUAGGAAAGGAUUACCCAUUGCCUAUGGUGAAUCAUCUAGAAGCAUCGCAGUUGAAUAUCGAGCGGAUGAAACAAGUCUACCAGCGACUUACCCAGUACAGGGGAACUGGUGUAAUGUCUCCGACUACCAAAAGUGAUAACGGUGUCAUCCACAAUGUCGGAAACAAGAACAAAAGGGAAAACAGCCAUGCAAAGCAAUACAGGACUGAAGAGCUGCGGCAGAACAGUGCCCAGAGAAACCAGUCCAACCUGAACUAAAGUUCAAUCCCACACACAAACAACAAUUUUCAAAAGACUCGUCAGGGAUCUCUCUCUUCAAGGUUCUAGACCAUAGUCACAGUGUACAUAAGUAUAAUCUUUUUCUUUUUACGAUUCCAAAUUAUCUCUUUGAUUCGUUCGAUUUGCGAAAGUAAUUUGAGUAACGGGUGGAGCUACCAUGGAAACGGGGUAAUAAAAUAAGCCAAAUCUUGCGCACUUUUAAUGUGCCGCGUGUACAGACAUAAGAUAAUUUUCUUUAAAUUGGUUUUCUUUAAUUAUUUUUUCGUGCGUUGUCUAUAUCCUGCUAUUGAUAUUCUUAACAGAUUUUUUAUACUAUAACCGGCGUAUUAACGAAAUAACAA
Messenger RNA from Daphnia carinata, 2487 nucleotides. Its product is annotated as cryptochrome-1-like. The record is from RefSeq and is a predicted model, not a curated record. Gene Ontology annotation, cellular component: nucleus; cytoplasm. Gene Ontology annotation, molecular function: FAD binding; DNA binding. Gene Ontology annotation, biological process: negative regulation of DNA-templated transcription; circadian regulation of gene expression; entrainment of circadian clock by photoperiod. Bases 431 to 2125 code for a protein of 564 amino acids. The transcript has 12 exons. NCBI's taxonomy places the organism in Eukaryota, Metazoa, Arthropoda, Branchiopoda, Diplostraca, Daphniidae.